Messenger RNA from Durusdinium trenchii, 2052 nucleotides. NCBI's taxonomy places the organism in Eukaryota, Dinophyceae, Suessiales, Symbiodiniaceae. The record is from the annotation of a GenBank genome assembly.
UCUCAGCUCUGCUUCAAUGCACUGAGUUGGCCGGUUCGCCCGGAGAAACCGGCGCCCGCGUCCUCGGCGAAGCCGGAUGUCACAGUGAGCCCGAAGACCUCAGCCGGCGCGACACGAACGGCCCGUACUCCGUCCAUGGCCUGUGGAGUACCUAGUAGUAAGGCCAGGAGCCCCUAGUAGCUAAAUAAGACAAUAUAUACUGUAAAACAUAUCCAAAGAAGGAGCCUUGAAUUGUUUGUGAACACCACUGGUUUUGAUCGUGUUUCUUCCUUUUUUUCGUGUGUGUGCGCGUGCUGUAUGAUUUACAGUAUGGGUUCUGUGUCGUUUCCGUAAUUUUCCAACCUGUGUGGACACAUUAUAUAUAAGAUGUCGAACCUCAGUGCCCUGGAGUAUUGACCUUGGGACCGAGAGUAAAAGCAUACUAUGUAUAUACAGCAUACACAUAUCCAAUGAAAGGUGUACAGCUUGGACUCAGAGACAUUCGUUGUGCCCAAAAACUUGUGAGGCAAUGCUUCGAUUGGCCACUCGCCGGCAGCAGAUCGCGGAAAUAUGGGGCCAGCAAAUUCCUGACGUUUCCAACUUUCUGGGAAGGAGGAAGCGUGUCUUCCAUGCGGGUCGUGGGUCUUCCCAGAUUCCUGGAAUGACCUGUUCAGUCGAUCGGAAGAGCGAGCUUUGAGCGCCACCGGAUUCUAUGGCCGUUUGCAAGGUCUCGGUUCAGGCUGUGGCCCCCGUAGCAAGCCUGGCAUCAAGACCAGUUGGCCCUGCCCCCACACUCCACUUCAACUCAUGUUCCAUGGAAGUGGACAACCCUUGGUUCCACAGAAAACGAUGGACACCAUCAAGCUGUAUAACACCUCAAGACCUGGUCCCCUGUAGAUCACCACCACCAAGACCUGGUCCCCUAAGGCCAUCUAAGGCCCCUGGAGGGCAAAACGGUGCGUCGCAUGCGGAUUCCGCUGUGCAAGAUCUGACUCUAAGUCUUCGCACGCCCGCCCCCGUCUGGGCACGGGUGCCCUGUGACCUUGUCUACGGAGCGCAUGCACUGGAUUCCGUUGCCGCACCAUCUGAAUCUUCCUCCAGACCAGGUAGGUUGGGAUCUUCGCUCGUCCAGAUCGCGCCGUCCGGAAGCGUGGUUGCGCGCACGUCGCCGGGGCGUCGCAUGUGUCGUACCCGCUGCUCACUGGUUGAGUCUUUGGGUGAUUUUCCGCUCCUCCAGCAGCUUUGAGGUCGGGGUGCUCCUGGCGCUCGCGCGGGGGGAGAUCGACGAUGGCGCCCAUCCGCGGCGGCUCACGACCUCAGUGGCGUGCAGGGAGGCUUUGGAGGACAUGCUGAGGCAUGAGAAUUGGAUGUACGUGAACAACUCCCAAACUCGCUGGUGUAAACUGCGAUUGGAGAACACCAUGGCGACGUGUUGCAGGAUCGCGAACUUCGCGCAGGGCCGGGGGGAGGAUUGCUCGGGGUGCGUGAGCUCCUGUAUCCACCAGAACAUGGUGACGCUGUGUGAAAAGGACUUUGGACAGGCGUGCAUCGUGAAGCGGAAGCCCUUCUUCCGCACCGGCGCUCCGGAGUUGGAGGUGCACGAGACCUUUUGCGUGCCCAAAGAGUGCAACAACGGUGCUGACAGGGAUGCCUUGGUCGCGUGGUUUGCCGCCUACUACGUGGCACGGCGAGAUGGUUGGCACAUGGACUACGACGAGGCCGUGCUGGAAUGCACCAGCGGCGUCGUGACGGCGAUCAUUGUUACCAUCACGGUGAUCGUCUGCAUCGUCUCAUGCAUCCCCAUCUCCAUCUUCCUCUUCAAGGCUCCCAAGGAGCGAGGGCGCACGCUCAUCUCCCAAGAGCAAAUGCAGGCAGAGUCGAUGCGCGGCGAUGAGGACAUGGAUGGCACGCUCCGCAGCACUGCGGGAGGCGGUGACACCAUGGGCAGCUCGGGCAUGGGCGCGACCCGUUGAGCGUGCGCCGAUGGGGAUGGCGCCAAGAGGUGGUAGCUCAGAUGUAAGGAUGAUGGGUAAAUGGGAUCCCUCAAAAUGAAAAAGACCGUGGUCCGUGACC